AUGGCAACGACAACAACAAUAAACAAUCAAACUUCAUUAUCAACAACAAUCUUAGUCAGUAGUAUUAGUAUAGGAAGUCAAAGUGGACCACCUUGUUCAUCGUAUACAACAAUUAAUGAUCCAUCGCGAAAUGUCGCUCAAACUUCUUUAUAUAGUUUUUGUGAUAAUGGAGUCCCGUUCAAUACGAGUAAUGGUGGUUCUUGGAUACGAUUUAUUGGUACUGGUGGUACUACAAUUCCAUUAACAUCACCCGGUUUGAACAAUUGUGGUGCUUAUAUAGGAGGCUGGUUCAAUGGAACAUUACCAACAACAGUGGGUAUUGUAGUUAAUGGAACUGGUGAUAUUUCUAUUGAUGAUAUUGACCGUUUAGCUGUAUCAUGUAAAGAACCAAAUAAUUGUGAUUUUGAAGGUGAUACUUUUUGUGGAUGGGAAAAUGUUAAACAUACUGAUCGAUUUGAUUGGGAAAUAACAAAUGGUCCAUCAUCACAAACAACGCUUAGUGGUCCAGGAUUUGAUCAUACACUUGGAACAGUCAAUGGUUUAUAUGGAUAUAUUGAUACAAAUAAACCGCGAAAAAUUAAUGAUACCGCUGUACUUAUUUCACAUUCAAUGACAGAUACUGGUUCAAAUGGAAUGUGUUUUGAAUUUUUCUAUCAUAUCAUUGAAUUUUAUAUUUCAAUAGAAGGACAAACUUUAUUUAAAAUUUAUCUUUUUAGGUACGGCGUUGGUAUUGGUACAUUAACAGUUUAUUUACAAAAAGAAGGUUUUCAACCAAUAGCAAUGUGGACAUUAUCUGGUCACCAAGACGAUUUUUGGUUUCAAGGAAAAGUUGGUUUUAUCGUGAAUUCUGAUCAUUCAAUAUUAAUCGAAGGCAAAAUAACUGACAAUGAUGUGGGUGAUAUCGCUAUUGAUGAUUUAUCGAUAAUCAAUGGAUAUUGUCCAAUAUUUCCAGCAUCUGCUAUAUCAGCUGAUAGUUUAACAACAGCAGAACCAGUCGUAACAACAGGAAUAACAACUCCACCACGUCCAAUAUCGGCUUAUGAUUGUGAUUUUGAAAGUGAUACAUGUUCAUCAUGGAAUAUAAUAUCUGAACCUGAACUUAGUUGGACACGAAUUCAAGGUCCGACAGCAUCACAACAAGAUGCACAUAAUCCAAUAUUUGAUCAUACAAAAUAUCAAUCAAACGGACAUUAUCUUUUACUUCAAUCCAAUGAAUCAAUACCAUUUCCUGACAUGAAUAUAUCAAGUCAAUUUCUAAGUACAACAAUGAAUAAUAAUCGUCAAUGUUUAGAAUUUUGGUAUUUUAUCUAUGGUCCAAAGGUUGGUACGCUAAGUGUUGAAAAAAUUUUUGGUUCUUUUUCUCAGUUACGAUGGAUAACAAAAAGUGGCAAAGGUUAUGAAUGGUAUCAUGCACAAGUUAAUCUUCAAUCAUCGUCAAGUAAUCCAGCACAAUUUAAUAUUGUUAUUGAAGGAACAUGGUCAGCAAUUAAUCGUGGUGCAAUUGCUAUUGAUGAUAUAACACUUCGUAAUGAUACAUGUCAAACAUCGCCUAAUCAAUGUGAUUUUGAUUUAGAUGAUACAAUUUGUGAAUUUCAAUAUGGUUCAACAGGAGAAUUUAAUUGGAUACGUGGUUUAGCAUCUGAUGUUCAACAAGGUGUUAAUCCUAAUGUUGAUCAUACAACACAAACUGAUACAGGUUAUUAUAUGUUAGCUGAAGGAAAAAAUCGUAAUGCUAGUGAUCGUGCAUUACUUUUAACACCAGUUCAAGUUCGUACAGCUGGUGCAUGUUUACAUUUUUGGUAUUUUCUAUAUUCAUCAGCGAAAAAAAUGCAAUUAAAGGUUUAUUUAUCUCCUUCAAGUCUAUAUAAUUGGAUCUUUGGUGGUAGUUUUGAUAAUCGUUGGUUAUAUACACAAAUCAAUAUUCAGAAUCCUAGUCAAUCCUGGCAAGCAGUAUUUGAAGCUCAAGUUUUAACACAAAAUCCAAAUGCAAGUAUUGCUAUUGAUGAUGUCUUGAUUACGGGAGGUUUAUGUCCAAAACCAGGAGAUUGUACAUUUGAAGAUGAUUUAUGUGGUUGGACAACUAAUGAUAUAGAUAAUGAUAUGGAUUGGCUUAUUGGACAAGGUAUACGUCCACUUGGAACUGGACCACAAUCUGAUCAUACAACAAAUACAGGACAAGGAAAAUAUUUAAUGAUUGAAACAUCAUGGCCAACAAAGCCAGGUGAUCGUGCACGUUUACAUAGUGUUGUUUUUGAGGGAACAAAUGGAGAUGCUAAAUGUUUUCGAUUUUGGUAUCACAUGUAUGGUGAUUCAAUUGGAACAUUAAAUAUUUAUCUUUUCGAUGGUUCAUAUACACGUAUAUGGUCAUUAUCAGGUAGUCAUGGUAAUCAAUGGUACGAAGGACAAGUAUCAUAUGUUUCAUUGGUUCCACAUGAAAUUGUUGUUGAAGGUAUUGCUGGAAACGAUUAUUUGGGAGGUAUCUCCGUUGAUGAUUUUACAUUUACAAUAAGUAAUUGUUCAAUUCGACCAAUGAAUAAUACAGUACCAACAAUUGGAACAACACUUCUAUCAACACAAUUAACAAUCACUACACCAUAUACAAGUUCACCUACCACAUCAUAUACAGAUCCACUAACAACAACCACUAGACUGACUACAACUGCAUCCAUAGGAAUACUAACGACAACAACUGAUAUCACUCAAAUAAAUCCAACUACUUCUGCUGAAUGUGCUCAAUAUGUUUGCUAUAAUGAUGGUAUUUGUAAACCAUCAUCAACACAACUUGGCCAAACUAUGUGCGAAUGUAAACCUGGUUUUAAUGGUCCAAAAUGUGAAAAUAAGGAAUCCUCAUCAACAAAGAAUAAUUUGGGUGCUAUCUUGGGUGGAGUUUUUGGUGGAGUUGCUGCUAUUGCUUUAAGUGUCGUUGGAUAUAUGUAUUUUUCAUCGAAAAAGCGUAUAGCUAGAGUUGCAAAUACAAGUUCACAACUAACAGACCCAUUACAAAAUGAUUCAAAUAAAAAUCCUACUUAUAAUGAAACUGCAGUAGUUGAUGCAUAA
This is a messenger RNA of Rotaria sp. Silwood2, 3057 nucleotides long. Lineage: Eukaryota; Metazoa; Rotifera; Eurotatoria; Philodinida; Philodinidae. The record is from the annotation of a GenBank genome assembly.